Messenger RNA from Microthlaspi erraticum, 1131 nucleotides. Lineage: Eukaryota; Viridiplantae; Streptophyta; Magnoliopsida; Brassicales; Brassicaceae. The record is from the annotation of a GenBank genome assembly.
AUGAUUCUUCGUUUGAAGAACCAAACUCUCGGCAAAAUCAAAUCACUCUCUUCCUUAGUUUUCCGACGAAACUCACACUCUCAGAAACCCGGUCACGAUCGCCGGAGAAGAGUGUACGAGUACGAUGGAAGUACUCAAGUCAAGGAGAAGAAGGAGCACCAUGGCUUGCUUCUGUGCAAGAGCAAAGGCCAACACCUUCUCACGAAUACCCGAAUCCUCGACGCCAUCGUCCAAUGCUCCGAUGUGAGGCCCACCGAUACUGUCUUGGAGAUUGGGCCUGGUACUGGCAAUCUCACCAUGAAGCUUCUAGAAGCUGCCCACAGUGUCGUCGCCGUCGAGUUAGAUAAGCGUAUGGUCGAGAUUCUCCGCAAAAGAGUUUCUGAACAUGGCUUUCAAGAUAAACUUACGAUAAUUGAAAAAGAUGUUCUCAAGACAGAUUUCCCAGAGUUCGAUCUCGUGGUCGCAAACAUUCCAUACAACAUAUCAUCCCCUCUGGUAGCGAAGCUUGUGUACGGCUCCAACACCUUCCGCAGCGCCACGCUCUUGCUUCAGAAAGAAUUCUCCCGCCGGCUCUUGGCUAAUCCUGGAGAUUCCGAUUUCAACAGAUUGGCCGUCAAUGUGAAGCUAGUGGCUGAUGUCAAACUCGUAAUGGAUGUGAGUAAAAGAGAGUUUGUUCCACCCCCUCAAGUCGAUUCAUCUGUGGUUAUCAUCAGGCCAAAGGAGGUUAAACCGGAUGUUCAUGUUCAGGAGUGGCUAGCAUUUACUCGCACCUGUUUCGGGAACAAGAAUAAGACAUUGGGUUCCAUUUUUAGGCAGAAGAAGAAGGUCCUGGAGUUGCUCGGUUUUUCUGCUAGGAGAAACGGUUCCAAGGUUGCAAGUACGAAUAAGACAUGUGGUGGUCAUUUUGACAGUGAUGUUGAAGAAGAUGAAGAUAAUUUCUUGUGUUUGGAUACAGAUGCAAGCAUGUUCAAGGAAAGGGUGAUUGGGAUUCUGAGUUCGAAUGGGUUCGAAGACAAGAGACCAUCGAAGCUUUCUCAUGCUGAGUUUUUACAUUUGCUCUCUUUGUUUAACCAAGCUGGUAUUUUCUUCCAUGAUCUUGCAUCCUUUUCGCCAAUGGAUUUACACGAUUAA